Messenger RNA from Hyalella azteca, 712 nucleotides. Its product is annotated as leukocyte tyrosine kinase receptor-like. Gene Ontology annotation, biological process: regulation of TOR signaling; positive regulation of kinase activity; multicellular organism development. The coding region runs from base 5 to 712 and encodes 235 amino acids. Lineage: Eukaryota; Metazoa; Arthropoda; Malacostraca; Amphipoda; Hyalellidae. The transcript has 5 exons. Gene Ontology annotation, molecular function: transmembrane receptor protein tyrosine kinase activity; ATP binding. The record is from RefSeq and is a predicted model, not a curated record. Gene Ontology annotation, cellular component: signaling receptor complex; membrane.
GCUCAUGCUGCUGCUGGUCUGCGCCGCAAACCGAGUCAAGGACAAGAUGAAAGGGGGGCUGGGCUCCCCCUCUUCACCCCCUCGAGAACUGCAGCUCUCCCCUCUACCCCCAACCUCCUUCCCCACAACUGAGGACAACGUCUUGUACCAUCUGAACCAUCUGUGUGGGGAUGACCUGGAGGUGCCACGAGUGGCGCAGCACGAGGUGGUGAGGGGCAAGUUCCUCGGCCACGGCGCCUUCGGGGAGGUCUUCGAGGGGCGCAUGAGGGGCGAGCGAGUGGCCAUCAAGAUGCUGCGCAAGGGCGCCUCAGAGGCGGAGAGGCGCGAGUUCCUGCAGGAGGCGCAGCUGAUGAGUCACUUCCAGCACCCACACAUCCUGCGCCUGCUGGCGGUGUGCACGCAGCCCUUCCUGCUGCUGCUGGAACUCAUGGAGGGCGGCGACCUGCUGUCACACCUGCGUGCCAGCAGACCGGCCAAUGGUGGACAAGGCUUGAGGGUGGAGGACAUGUUGGCCAUGUGUGUGGACGUGGCCAAAGGCUGUAGCUACCUGGAGGACCUGCACUUCGUCCACCGCGACCUGGCGGCCAGGAACUGUCUGGUGUCCACCGGCGACCCGCGGUCCCGCGUCGUCAAGAUCGGCGACUUCGGCCUUGCGCGCGACAUCUACAAGAGCGACUACUACAGGAAAGAGGUGGGCUGGUGGUACUGCUAG